Alexandromys fortis (reed vole) is the source of this 3368-nucleotide messenger RNA. It is a transcript of the gene Chrna7, whose product is annotated as cholinergic receptor nicotinic alpha 7 subunit. Gene Ontology annotation, biological process: signal transduction; monoatomic ion transmembrane transport; synaptic transmission, cholinergic. Gene Ontology annotation, molecular function: acetylcholine receptor activity; acetylcholine binding; acetylcholine-gated monoatomic cation-selective channel activity. Gene Ontology annotation, cellular component: plasma membrane; acetylcholine-gated channel complex; neuron projection. The transcript is spliced from 11 exons. The record is from RefSeq and is a predicted model, not a curated record. NCBI's taxonomy places the organism in Eukaryota, Metazoa, Chordata, Mammalia, Rodentia, Cricetidae. The coding region runs from base 34 to 1542 and encodes 502 amino acids.
GGGGCGGACGGCGGCCGCGGCGUCUCCGGCGAUAUGUGCGGCGGACGGGGAUGCAUUUGGCUGGUUCUGGCCGCGGCGCUGCUGCACGUGUCCCUGCAAGGCGAGUUCCAGAGGAGGCUGUACAAGGAGCUGGUAAAGAACUACAACCCGCUGGAGAGGCCGGUGGCCAACGACUCGCAGCCGCUCACCGUGUACUUCUCCCUGAGCCUCCUGCAGAUCAUGGAUGUGGAUGAGAAGAACCAAGUUUUAACCACUAACAUUUGGCUGCAAAUGUCUUGGACAGAUCACUAUUUGCAGUGGAACAUGUCCGAGUACCCCGGAGUGAAGAAUGUUCGCUUCCCAGAUGGCCAGAUUUGGAAACCAGACAUUCUCCUCUACAACAGUGCUGAUGAGCGCUUUGAUGCCACAUUCCACACCAAUGUCUUGGUGAAUGCAUCUGGGCAUUGCCAGUACCUUCCUCCAGGCAUAUUCAAGAGCUCCUGCUAUAUUGAUGUGCGCUGGUUCCCUUUUGAUGUGCAGCAGUGCAAGCUGAAGUUUGGGUCCUGGUCCUAUGGAGGGUGGUCCCUGGACCUGCAGAUGCAGGAGGCAGAUAUCAGCAGCUACAUUCCCAAUGGAGAAUGGGAUCUCAUGGGAAUCCCUGGCAAGAGGAAUGAAAAGUUCUAUGAAUGCUGCAAAGAGCCGUACCCAGAUGUCACCUAUACAGUGACCAUGCGCCGCAGGACGCUCUACUAUGGUCUCAACCUGCUCAUCCCCUGUGUGCUCAUCUCGGCCCUGGCUCUGCUGGUGUUCUUGCUCCCUGCAGACUCUGGGGAGAAAAUCUCCCUUGGAAUAACUGUCUUGCUUUCUCUGACUGUCUUCAUGUUGCUUGUGGCUGAGAUCAUGCCUGCCACAUCUGAUUCCGUGCCCUUGAUAGCACAAUACUUCGCCAGCACCAUGAUCAUCGUGGGCCUGUCUGUGGUGGUGACCGUGAUUGUGCUGCGGUAUCAUCACCAUGACCCUGAUGGUGGCAAAAUGCCCAAGUGGACCAGGAUCAUUCUUCUGAACUGGUGUGCAUGGUUCCUGCGGAUGAAGAGGCCUGGGGAGGACAAGGUGCGGCCAGCCUGUCAGCACAAGGCUCGCCGCUGCAGUCUGGCCAGUGUGGAGCUGAGCGCAGGUGCUGGGCCACCCACCAGCAAUGGCAACCUACUCUACAUCGGCUUCCGAGGCCUGGAGGGCAUGCACUGUGCCCCGACUCCAGACUCUGGGGUUGUGUGCGGUCGUCUGGCCUGCUCCCCGACACAUGAUGAGCAUCUCCUUCAUGGUGCCCACCCCUCCGAUGGGGACUCUGACCUGGCCAAGAUCCUGGAGGAGGUCCGCUACAUUGCCAACCGCUUCCGCUGCCAGGAUGAGAGCGAGGUGGUCUGCAGUGAGUGGAAGUUUGCAGCCUGCGUGGUGGACCGCUUGUGCCUCAUGGCCUUUUCGGUCUUCACCAUCAUCUGCACCAUUGGCAUCCUCAUGUCGGCCCCAAACUUCGUGGAGGCUGUCUCCAAAGACUUUGCUUGAUAUUACCACAUAGGACAUACACAGACAGAAGAAGUAUCUGGGAGUUGAGACUUGGAUCCCUAACCCCAUGUCAUGCCAAAUGGAACAACUCUAAAGUAUCUGUGUGGCUAUCACUCUUUAGUCUUAGUUUCCUGGUUACUUUAACGAAAGAGAGUCCAACACCCUUCUGUUUUUUUCUUCUCAUACUUACCGUUGUCAUAUCCUUGUCCUCAGCAGGGGCACCGUGGUCAUUUGCUCCCUCUGCACUGCCCUAUAGGGUAGAUCUCAGUGGUUCUAGUCGGCCAGUAGAGGCCUGUCCAGUCGGUGUUCCGUGCCUGCAUGUCCCUUGUCAUGGGCUCACACACCAGAAUUUACUGUCUGCUUGUGUCAUGCACAGACCCAGGCUGAAACCAAGGCCGAGCAGCACUCAACGGGUCCAUUUCAAAAACUUCCUUGCGAAAGGAAGGCAAACACAAGUUCAGUUCUCUGCCGGCUUUUCUGUGAUUUUUUUUUUUCUUUUGUCUUUUUGCCUUUACUAAUGGCCAACUUUGCAUCAGAGAGAAAGUUGGCCUUCUAGAUGAUGUUUGGAGCAAACUGAUUCCUGUAGAUCUGCACUGUCAAUGAAAUUAGCACCCAGGUUGUAUCACUUCUAAACUAGGACCAGCCCUAGCUAAAGCAUUUGAAAGCUGUGGCCCUGCUCACCAUCUGGAGUAAGAUCUUUCCCGGCAUGUAUCUUUUACAUCCAGUAUCAACAAAUGAUGCACAAAAUUUUUAUUGCUGGUGUUAUUUUUUUUAUUAAAGUAACUGGAAACAAAUAGGUGUGUUUUGGUACCUAAAGACCAGGCUUUGUGUCUUUUUGUUAGUUAAAAUUUGAACCCUACCCUUUGCUUUGACUAUCUGAGUAAUUAAUUAUUGCCAUUUUAAAAAUAAUGGUAGAGACUAGCUGUGCUCAUAGUUCAGAUGUGUAUGGUUCAAAAUCAUCUCCCCCCUUGCUCCCAUUUCCUCCUAGGAACAGUUUUAGAGGAAGAAGGAAAAGGUGGGGACAGAGAGGGAGGAGAGUGUGGAGAGACUUUGCUGUUGUUUUCCUAGAACUCGAGCUUGAAAGGUGCUUUGCGUCUACUGUUUUGUCCUAGAGAGCUUUCCGUAAGGACAUCUAAAGGUCUACCUCAUUCCUCUUAAGAGCUGCUAAAUGUUCCACUCCAUUGGUGGCUUACAAUUUGUUGGAUUAGCCUUUUAGUGGUGAGCACGUAGCUACAGUAUUUCCAGGUUUUAUUUUUAUACACAAGUCUGUGGUUAGCUUUUAGUGCAUACUUUGCCAUAUUCUUUUCUGACCUUAUCUUGGUAUAAAUUCCAGUUUAGAGAUGGAUGUAGGUAGGACUAUGUGCAUUUAGACUUCUGAUAAAUAUUUCCAGAUGGUCCUCUGUGGUCAGUGGGUACCCCCACCCAGAGUACAAUUAAAGGGUCAGAUGCUCAGCUCUCUGGUGUUAAAUAUUUUCCUAUUUAAUUUUUCCCUUCCCAAUCUGACUGGUAAAAAAUGAUAAGGCAACAAUAUUCUGCUUUAAGUUCAUUUAGCCAUGAGCAAGGUUGAAUUUUUCAUAUAUAUUUUGGUAAUUUCAAUUUUAUAUUCUAUCUUUUAUACAAAUUUCAGUUUUUUAUUCUCUUAAUCUUUGUUUGGCAUUGGUUUUUGAUGCUAUUUAUUGAGUGCAUAUAUAUUGGCAUAUAUUAAAACUCUAUGCUGCUAGUUUAUUCAUGGUUUCCAUUGUAGAAUGUAAGAUUGCCCUCUAGAAGGUCUUCCCUGUGUUGAGUUUACAAAUAAAUUUACUCCGUUUUCUUUCUAAACCAGUGUU